Messenger RNA from Pseudogymnoascus verrucosus, 1987 nucleotides. RefSeq lists its product as uncharacterized. Bases 567 to 1724 code for a protein of 385 amino acids. The transcript has 2 exons. The record is from RefSeq and is a predicted model, not a curated record. NCBI's taxonomy places the organism in Eukaryota, Fungi, Ascomycota, Leotiomycetes, Thelebolales, Thelebolaceae.
CUGACCAGCAAAUCAUAUCUGCCCUUUGCCACAGCAUGGACACUCAUUAAGCACCCCCGUCUGCGGACUAAGCGAGCGAUGAUUGGCUAAAACUCCGAUGGGAUAGUCGAUCAGAGAGAGGAAUACCCCAAUAACAACCGAAAUGGCCGACCUCCCAUUCAACUUUUGCGCUCAAUUGCUUCCAACUUAACAAACAUUCACGCCGUAUACUUAGGAACGAACGUCAGUGAUAAAGCUGGACCUUGUUCUUUUUCCGCUUUCUCCGCAACCCAGAUACCAUCGGCUUUAACCCUCUUCUGGGUGCCGGCAUUACGGUUCGGUUAAUGGCUCAAAUUCCACGUGGAAGGCAACUAGGAUCACAUCCCCACAUACUGCCACGCCUUUUCCCCAUGGGGGGUCUGUUUAACUGAGCUUUGAUUAGAGUCAAUAAAAGGUAUAUAAGAAGGCUAGGGAUCAUAUGAAUUCUCGCUUUCUCUAGCCAGUUCAAAUAUCCGAAACUUUCAGGCUUCAUCUGAUCAAAGCUUAACUUACUUCGUCCACUUGACUCCUUAUUUCAUCAUAUCACCAUGUUGCUCCUCAGAGCUCUUGCGGCAGCUCAGUUCCUGCUGGGAGUUCAAGCAUGCGUUCAGCCAAAUCCUGUUCCAGCCGCAUGGUCCACCUUUUCCAACAAUCUUGUCUUCCAGCCUGGUUCUGAUUAUACCAGUUGGCGUACGAUUUAUGCCCGCUCACUGCAGCUGCCAGACUGGUCUCUUCUCAUGACCUGGGAGAACUACGCUCCUGAGCCACAAACCAAAGCCUGGUUCCCAAUCUACCGUUCUACGAAUGGUGGUGCAACUUGGAGUUCGUACUCGGUAAUCAGGGAUACUGUGAACGGGUGGGGCCUGCGCUAUCAGCCACAUCUUCACCUCCUGAAAACUGAAUUCGCAGGCUUCCCAGCGGGCACGAUUCUUGCUGCGGGUGCCUCUGUUCCCUCUGACCUCAGCGAAGCCUAUAUCGAUCUUUAUGCAAGCACGAAUAAUGGCGUUAGCUGGACCUUUGUGAGCCACAUAGCAUAUGGCGCUGGGCCUGAGACUGUUAGCAACGGUAACGAUGCCAUAUGGGAACCUUUUCUACUGCUUGAUGGCAACACCAUGGUGGUCUACUACUCCGACCAACGUGACCCAGCACACGCACAGAAACUCGUUCACGUCACAAGCACAAACUUGCGAACCUGGACUGCUCCUGUCAACGAUGUCACGUAUCCCGACUUUAGUGCGCGUCCCGGCAUGGCUAUCGUAGCACGUAUUGGAAACACUGGGAGAUAUAUCAUGGUUUACGAAUACUGUGGUUCGCCAUCUUGUCAGGUGUACUACAAAGUGGCUACAUCACCUUACAGCUUUGGCGCAUCGACUGGAAACCCCGUCAUUGCUAACAACACUGCACGUACCGAUCUCUACUCUGCACCAUAUGUUAUCUGGACUCCGCACCCAGAGCGAACUGAUGGGUCGGGCCUUAUCAUGGUUAGUGGAGCCAGUAGAGAACAACUCUUCAUCAAUGAGGACUCUGCUGGUACAACUGGGUUCAAGCUAGUUGACAUUGGCCAGUGGACAUCUCACUCACGCCAAUUGUCGAUUAUUAGUUCAGAUAAUCAAAACAGGUUGAUGGUUUCUAAUGGCGGACUAAUGAACUCAGCAAGUGCUCCAUGCAACUUUGUUGCUACUGGUGUGGUGAAUAUCCCAACUUAGGUCUCGAUUAGCUCUGCUGAAGUCGGACAACUUAAGGGCACAUUAUGAGGAUAGUGAACAUUGUGUUGAUGUUUUAUAAGACAAGAGAAGAUAAAUCUGCAGCGUUACGGGUAGUUAGUAACUUCAAGUCUUUAACUAGUAACGUACAUGCAUGGCGAAAGCUCCAGCAUAGCGAACGCACCGCCCCCACCAUAUUUUACCAUCUUCCACCUUCCAACCUCGUUUUCUCCGUCGCCCAACAUGCCUCAAAAAUAAUAAUGAUA